UUGAAAUAAACUGUGUUAGUACUACUUGGUCUUUAGUUAUAUGCUUACUUAUAUAUAAUGACGAUUUGUAUUUCUGCAGAAGUUCUUCAGUUUGGGGCUUCGAUGUAUUCGGUGCAUGGCAACUGCCAGAGAGACAAAGAUUGAGACUAUUUUGAAAGAAAAUUUCCCGAACUCUAGGCUUGUGUCUGUUUCCGACGUGAGUGGUGGUUGUGGAGCUAUGUUCGAAAUAGUUAUUGAAGCAGAAGAGUUUGCAUCCUUGUCCGUUUUACAACAGCAUCGAGCUGUUAAAAAGGCCUUGAGGGAUGAAAUAAAGGACAUGCAUGGACUUACAAUCAAAACUAAGGCGUGAGAUGACUUGUCAGUCGUCUUAUCAUCUAUAGUUAAUAUUUACUUGUUCGAAAAUGUAGAAGUACUGAUUUCCUAUCUCAACAUAUAUUUGCAUUUGGCUAAGAAUGGUAUUCUCUUUGGAGCUGGGGACUUUCGUCUGUAAUAGUUAUUAUGAACGCCUCGAUCCAUGAGAAAUCAGACGAGGAGGGCAUCAUUUUUAACAACGCCUAUGAUAAAUGAGGAAAACAGAUGACCCUAAUGAGCACCACCUGAAAUUAUAAUUCUAGUGGUAGUUCACACGGUUGACUGAACCGAGCAGUAUAUUAAAGUAUAGAAAUGCAGCUAUGGCUGUGAGUUGAUGUAUACGUCUACAUUCAUAAACUGGCGAAGGGUAGAUAUUUGUUAACAUGCUAUGCCUCGUUUCCCAGUUAGUCGUUGGGUGGUUGUCCAAACUAUUAUUCUAAACACUGUUUUAUUCGACCUAAUUUCAGAGGACUUUGUCGUUUCUCAUAAGCUGAGACUAUCAGCGAUCGAGACCAGUUAGAUGGGAUUGCUUCAGUUCCCAUAUUCUCGCUAGAACUUAAGUCGAUUUAUUCUGAAACCUGACCUCCAUUCUUAAAGAUUUUAAGAACUAAUCUAUUCGAACCUACUCUCCCUAGUUUUAGAUUAUUCAUAACCUCCCCAACUUCUUUCAAUUCUGUGCCUUUUGGCUUUCCGGCUUCCCUUUUGUUACUUCUUGUGGUUAGCAUACUAAGGAUAAAGGAUCUGAAACGCCAGGAAAUAUAUCGAGUCAUUUUCAAAGCUUAUUAGUUCCAGAUAUUCCCCACAUGAUGUGUAAACUUCUGGUGCAAGUUAUCAUAAGAGCAUAUCGUUGAUGACAGUGUAGUUGUCAAGUCAAUUUCACUGAAAAUAUGAGUGAAUGUGAUCUAUAUUGCGAAGAGUCGUUGUGCUAAAAUCUCUAGAUUGUGACUAAAUUACCAUGUCAUUAUUGUCAUAUAUGGUUCUGCACUUCUCUUUCCAACUAUGUCUUUUAUGAGGUAUUUUUUAUUUCUAUGUAGAAUUAGACUGCUGUAAUCUACGUAUGAGUUGAUAAGUUGUAACGGAAGUUAUUACCUAGCUUUACAUUAGUCUUAUAGGAAUCCUUAUUUCAGCAUUGUUCGUCUGUUUAAUGUUUUCAGUUUAAUUUUCAAUCCAGUAUUGUCAUUCCAUAUUUUCAACCACUAACAUCUUAACCCCUUGAAGCUUGUAGUUGUGAUCUCUUUAAUCCGAAAUAAAAACUGGGAUCCAGUAUAGAGAGAACUCCAACUCUUGAUAAUCUGCUUAUCAAAGUUUCUUCUUUAAAUAUGAGUUGACUACUAUUGCCGUUAGAAGAUAGGCUAGCAAUGACUUGCGAUAGCGGUAUACCGACUACAGUACGUUGUGUUUUCAUAUUCUCCCUAACAAAACCGUCACGGUUUUACUCUUGUGA
Messenger RNA from Schistosoma rodhaini, 1795 nucleotides. The record is from the annotation of a GenBank genome assembly. Lineage: Eukaryota; Metazoa; Platyhelminthes; Trematoda; Strigeidida; Schistosomatidae.